GUUCAAAAAAGCAGCGAGGGAAGGAGAGGACACCAAACAAAAUAGACUGUGACACAGACUUGCUUAAACCUGCUCCAGCAGUCGUCUCAGUUCGGAAUCAUUGACUGAAACAGCCUCUCGCCCUGAGGACCAUUGACCGAGCCUGAGGCAACAAGACAGCUGGUAACCAUGACGACCACAGAGACAAGUAAGGGACCGUGGCGCCGCAACAUUAAGGCCAGUCAGUCAGAUGACCCCUCCAGUGAUGUUGGGAGUCAGGGUGAGGUGCAGGAGGAAGAUCUGAGACAGUGGCAGAAACAUGCACAGAAGUUGAAGGUAAAAGUCCUGGAGCAGGUUCAGGAUCAGCUCAGUGAUGUUCUUGACAAAGUUCUGGCUGAGUCCAUCCAGCCCUUCACCAACAUUCAGCCGACUGCAAAUGGAAAGAUGCCAAAAAGAUCUCAGAAAAUGGAUGACGGCAAAGUGUUUAUGGACAGACCAUCACUGUUGGAUGAACUGUUUGAGAUCAAUCACAUCAGAACCAUCUACCACAUGUUCAUCGCCGUGCUGCUCAUCUUCUUCUUGAGCACGCUGGCUGUCGACUACAUUGACCAGGGCAGGUUGGUCUUGGAGUUUGACCUACUUUUCUAUGCCUUUGGGAAGCUGGGCACAGUCAUCCAGGCCUGGCUUGUGAUGUUUGUCUACACCCUGUUCGUUCCCUACUACUCCCUCGGGUUUUGGGGAUCAGUCUACCACGUCUUCCCCUCCAAACUGGGGCUUUCACUGGGGAUAGGGUUCAUCUUGUCUGCCGCACAGACCUGCGUUCUCGGACUGUUACCGAUCUACGUGGUUAUCAACCACGAGCUGCCACCAGCCUCACGGUUCAUUGUGAUACUGGAGCAGAUUCGAUUCGUGAUGAAGAGCUACUCCUUCAUCAGAGAAACUGCUCCCGCUAUAAUGAAGAAUACGCCAAAGGAAGGAGAAGCUCCCAAAUUCCCAACAUUAUCGAGUUACCUGUACUUCCUCUUCUGUCCUACACUCAUCUACAGGGAGUCGUACCCCCGAAACACCCACAUACGAUGGAAUUAUGUUGGUUGCACUCUCGCCAUGAUCUUGGGUUGCCUGUUUUACGGUUACUUCAUCCUCGUGCGCCUCUGUGUGCCCGUCUUCCGAUCGGAGACCAACCAGACAUUUACUAUUCGGACAAUGGUUCUUGCUGUUUUCCACUCAAUAUUACCAGGUAUUAUGCUCCUUCUGUUGUGUUUCUUUGCCUUUCUGCACUGCUGGCUCAACCUCUUUGGGGAGCUGCUGCGUUUCGCUGACAGAAUGUUCUACAAGGACUGGUGGAACUCUACAUCCUUUGCCAACUACUACCGUACCUGGAAUGUGGUGGUUCAUGACUGGCUGUAUUACUACGGAUACAGAGACUUCCUACUGCUGUCAAAGAGGAAAUUCCGAACAGCUGGCAUGCUUUCCGUCUUCAUUGUCUCUGCUGUCGUCCACGAGUACGCCUUGGCCCUGGGUUUGGGAUUCUUCUACCCUGUGAUGUUCUGCCUCUUUGCAGUAUUUGGAGUGGUGUUCAACUUCACCAUGAAUGACAAGCGCCAGAGCCCCGUGUUCAACGUCAUCAUGUGGGCGUGUCUCUUCCUUGGCCAGGGCGUGCAGGUGUGUCUGUACUGUCAGGAGUGGUACGCUCAAAUACACUGUCCACGGAAAGAGAAUACGUUUUGGGAGCUGGUGAUCCCUCGAUCCUGGUCCUGCAGCUACCAGUGAUGAAUCUGCUGCUGAAAAGACUGUAUUUCAAAAAAAACAACAAAAAAAAAACGUUUUUGUAUGUACAGUUGUCUGUAUAUUUUUAUUUGACCUCUGCCAAGGAGCUUAUGUUUUGUUUGUCUGUCUGAGAGCAGC
Molecule: messenger RNA, 1884 nt
Organism: Solea solea (common sole)
Lineage: Eukaryota; Metazoa; Chordata; Actinopteri; Pleuronectiformes; Soleidae
Gene: soat2
Product: sterol O-acyltransferase 2
Exons: 16
Coding region: 169-1749 (526 amino acids)
Biological process (GO): cholesterol metabolic process; cholesterol efflux
Cellular component (GO): endoplasmic reticulum membrane
Molecular function (GO): fatty-acyl-CoA binding; cholesterol O-acyltransferase activity; cholesterol binding
Source: RefSeq, a predicted model, not a curated record